CCGCUGGCAGCCAGUCCGCGCCCGUCAAAGAGUCAACGGCACGCCGUCGUUGCCGCCGCCGCCGCCGUCAGUCAGCCAAUCCCCUCGCUCGGACGCGCGCGGCACGCGCUACGCUCCCGCCGCAGUCAACGUCAACGCUACUCGUCGCGCGGCGCGCCGACGGACCGGGUGGCUCUCGCCCUUCACUGUCGACGGAAGAGCCGGCGGGUGCAGACGGGACGCCGACGACGCGCCGACUCAGUCGCGCGCGCGCACUCGCGAGACCUCAACGCAUCCCUCGGCUGGGACCGUGUGUGUUCGGGUUUUUUUACGCCGCCGGAUUACGUAGACAAAGAGUCAUCGGAGGAGCGAGGGAAAACGUCGAACAUUGGACUCUGGAGCCUUGAAAGAAUAUCCUCAGCACCAUGUCCAUCAUAAUGCAGUACGUGGACCGGUUCCACGAGAUCCUCGAUAAAAACGCGGAUGCGCGGACGACCAAUUGGUUCCUCAUGAAGUCGCCUUUCCCGACGUUGUUCGCAUGUCUGAGCUACGUCUACAUAGUCAAAGUCCUCGGGCCGAAGCUGAUGGAGAACCGGAAGCCCUUCCAGCUGAAGAACGUCCUGAUAGUGUACAACCUCUUCCAGGUGAUCUUCUCGACGUGGCUCUUCUACGAGUGCCUGAUGGGCGGCUGGUGGAGGCAGUAUAAUUUUCGCUGUCAACCGGUGGACUAUUCGAACAGCCCGACGGCCAUCAGGAUAGGAUUGUCCGGAUGGCUGACGGGGGAGUAUUCUCUCAGGUGUCAACCGGUAGACUACAGCGAUCGGCCUGAAGUACUAAGGAUGGUCCACGCCUGCUGGUGGUACUAUUUCUCCAAAUUCACGGAAUUCAUGGAUACGAUUUUCUUCGUGCUGAGAAAGAAGAACGACCACGUGUCCACACUUCACGUAAUUCACCAUGGUUGUAUGCCGAUGUCGGUGUGGUUCGGCGUUAAAUUUACACCUGGCGGCCAUUCGACGUUUUUCGGGCUGCUGAACACCUUCGUCCACAUCGUGAUGUACACGUACUACUUCCUGGCCGCAUUGGGGCCCCACAUGCAGCCCUACCUGUGGUGGAAGAAGUACCUGACGGCUUUCCAGAUGCUGCAGUUCAUCGCCAUCAUGGUGCACGCGUUCCAGCUCCUCUUCAUCGACUGCAACUACCCCAUGGCGUUCGUCUGGUUCAUUGGCAUGCACGCGCUGAUGUUCUUCUUCCUGUUCAACGAGUUCUACCAGCAGAGCUACAGCCAGAAGCAGUCGAGGCUGAGGGAGAAGUGCGCGGCGGCGAACGGCGUGGCGAACGGGAAGGAGAGCUCGACCACGGCAAACGGCACCUGCAACAACAGGAGAAGGGAUGCUGCGGAUUACUACGUCAAGGGGGAGAGUCUAGCGGCCAGCGAGUUGCACCUGAGAAAGUCUCGGUACUCGUCGGUGACCGAGUGACCGGCCACCCUCGGGUCUCGCCCAUCCCCGGGGACACCGGACGAGAGUCCUGCCGGCGCUUGUCCUCCUCUUAAACACGCUCAAACUCUCAUUUCUCGCAUAUCUCUCGAGUAGGGAAGGAAGUCGAGGGCCAGACCCCUCGGCCUUCGGCCCUCGGAACGUCGCCGGACGCGCCCCGAGUCGAGUCAACGAUACGUAUGCUGAGAGACGCACCCUACGUGUACCGGCAACCGAGAACAGUGCCGGGCUGUGAUAUAUAAAUGUCGAGGUACUCCGCGUUUUUAGAUACUUUUCUCUCGGUCGGACUUUGCGUCGGCAAUUUAGUUUAGGUCCGGUGCGCCACUACCUUAGGUUAAGCCGAAACCGCUGGUACCGAGAUUAGGGGCCUGGACCCAGAUCUAGGGUGCUGGUUUCCUAGCCUAGGUCGGUGGCACCAGAACCCUCGCCUUUGGUCCGAAACACCAGUACCUGAGCUUAGAUCAAGCCGAGAGAGCAUCGAUACCUCAGCCUGGGUUGGGGGCACCGGGGUCUUAGUCUAGGUCGGACGCAAUGGUACCUCGUCUUCCCUGCAUUCGUGAUACGGAGCAAGAAAGUGUAACGCCGAAUGCACGGAAGUCGUACUUUUAGUGUUACCGUCUAUCGUUCUCUACCGGAAGUCGAACAAACGCGCCAAGAUUAAGGGCUCAGGAGCUUGGAUCCAGAUCUGGAGCACGGGUCUCCAAGCCUAAAUCGAGGACACCAGAACUUGAGCCUAGAUCAAACAAAACUAACAUCGAUACCUCAACUUAGGUCAGGUACAUUGAGACGUUAUUGUUAGUCUAGGGCGGGGACGCCAGUACCUUAAUCCUGACCGGACGCAAUGGCACUUCGUCUUCUGUACACUCGUGAUAGAGAGUAGUAAAUUUUAGCGCCGAAGGCACAAUAGUCCUACCUUUGGUGUUACCGCCUAUCGGUCUCUGCUGGAAAUCAAGGAACCGCGCCAAGUUUAAGUCCUCGGAUCCUGGAUCCAGACAUCAAACCAGAUAACACCAAAAGCACGAUGGUGGGUUAGACAAAGUCGUGCUUUUGGUGUUACCAGAAUUUUCUAUCAGAAUUCACUACCGCACCGGAACCUUGACCUAGGUCCGAUCAUACGCCAACUAUCCCGGGGCCAACCAACUAUUCCAAUCUGGACCUAGAAUCCGGAUGAAGGGAUACGUUCUUGUAAACGCACAAGUCCGAAAUCGGGACCAAGCGGGACCGACCAUAGACGCACAUCUGUUAAGAUAUCCUCCCUUCACCAGCACCUACAAAAACCCCAUUGAAAUGAAUCCCACUUAAGCAUAAAUUGACCUUCACCUUGAACACUUUCGCUCCCAAAAAUCCAGAAAAUGAUCUUCCGUCUUCCUGCAGAUGUUACCUCGUCUUCCAAACCGUCGCCAUUAGGUCGAUCCCCCUAAAACUCCAGAAAGGACAACCGAUUUAGGAUAAAAAGUGAAAUCCAAGAGGCGAGAUAGCGCGCUCGGAUGUACGUAGAGACACAACGACAUCAGCCUAUUAUAUUGUACAUACGUAUGAUGCGUAAGUGUUGACGUUUACGACGAACAUCACCUAUUUUGAGACUCGGGCCGGACCGCCGAGGACUGGCGCAGAUUUUAUCGCGACGUUUUAUCCGCGAUGUCUUUACCGAUCGCGGUCGUCGAACGACGGCCGUGCUUCGAUAUACAUGCGUCCGUCUUUUGUAGUCCUUAUGGCUCGAGUGUCCUGUACAUAGGUAGGCUAGUUUUGUACCAUUGUAAUGUCGAGGUGUGACAGUGCCAAGUGGCUAUCCGUAGUCCUCUGGCUCUCCGCCUCGCUGGCCCUCCUCCAGGGCCGCCAACCCCUAAUCGAUCUUCGAAUAAUGUUAAUUUAUAUACACCUAUACAUACGCACAUUAAUGAUUCUUUUAGACGCGGCUCUGUACAUAAAGGUUUACCGUAGAGAGAAUGUAGCUCACGUGUGCGCGAAAGGGCGGGAUGUCCCAAAAGCAGGCUAACAUUGUACACCGUAGAUCGUUUAUUCGCGCGUCGCCAUUGAUAUGCGGCGUCGCUUUAUGGCGGUUCUUUGCGGGUUCAUGGGAUCGCCGUUCAGCUCCCUGUGGACAGAAAUUAAGGGCGUUGAGAGAAGAUUCUCGAGUGACUUUGCACGGGGAUGAGAGAAAGAGUUACCGAUAAUGUCGCCUAGUCGUCCUUAUUUUCGCGGUAACGCUCCCAUGGACCAUUGCCACCGUCUCGUGCAUACUGUAAUGCACCCAUUAAGGCGAUGCGAAAGUGGCACUUGAGGAAUCGAAUCGUUUAUGAUACUUUAUUCCUAAGGGCAUCGAAUAGUUUGACAUUUUACCACGUGAAUAUGUAGACUCUGAGGAAGGUCUCGACACCCAUGAAAUUCCACUUUUUACUUAAAAAAAUAAAUAAAAAAUUGUUUAUAAUGAAAUAUUGAAAAAAAAAUUGAUAUUUCAUGAGUGUCCGAACCUUUCUUAGGGUGUCCAUGUUCACGGGGUGAAUUUUCAAACAAUUCGGUGCACCCAGUUUGGGAAAAAGCUUUCAUAAAGAAAACCCCUCAGGUGCCUCUUUCCCUAUACCUUAAGGCGAUGUGAAAGUUGUUCGUUAAACUUUUCUGCAAACUCGAUGUACCACAUAAACGUGGAGGCCAAAUGUCAUGACACUCGUAAAACUUCACUUUUUAUAGAAUGAAUUAAAAAAAGUAUCUAUAAACAAAUUUUCAAGAAAUUGAAAUUCCAUGGAUGUCAGGACCUUUAUAAGAGACCCCGUACUCACGUGGUGAAAUUUGAAACGAUUCGGUACACCUACUUCGGAGAAAAGUUUUAUAAACGAGACCUCUUCGACGCCUCUUUCGCAUUGCCUUAACGCGCUUUUCUGGUGUUGGUACAGGGCCUGUAAAAUUAUGCCACGUGUCAUUGGUGAUUUAGAUGAGCAAUCUUAGGGUAGGAACGCGUAUUGGCAAGAUCGGUGGACGUGGCUGAAGUUUGAAACGUUCUGUGGAUGUGUCUUUUCAUUUUAGACGCUUUUUCUAUAAAGUUCGUCUCGCUCGUACCGAACGUUCCAAGUUUUAGUCGUACAGUAGAUUCUAAUAGUCGAUGAAAAGAGAUAUCCGAUAUUUUGAGUCUUUUGACACAUCCCGCGCCGCGAGAGGGAACCGCCAUUCGUGAAGUUUUACCGCCGAGGUUGUAGAACGUACUUUAUUUUAUAUAUACAUAUAUACAUAUAUAAAUAGGCGUUGGCUGUUUAGAUAUUAAAGGAUCGGUUAAGAGAGAAAAGAGAAAAAGAGAGAACUUUCCCUUUAAGCGGCGGAACUUGACGUUGUCUUGUUGCAAGCUUUCCACCGUUUUGGGAUGAGAAACUGCCAGCUCGAAUUAUAUGAUUCGAGGCUUCCAAAUUUGUCAAUACAUAAUUCCUCCCCGUUAUCCCUUGCUGUAUGAGCGCGUAUGUGCCUUAUGUAAUAUCAAUUAAAACACUUAUGGAAACGUG
Orussus abietinus is the source of this 4963-nucleotide messenger RNA. Its product is annotated as elongation of very long chain fatty acids protein AAEL008004. Gene Ontology annotation, biological process: sphingolipid biosynthetic process; fatty acid elongation, saturated fatty acid; fatty acid elongation, monounsaturated fatty acid. Gene Ontology annotation, cellular component: endoplasmic reticulum membrane. NCBI's taxonomy places the organism in Eukaryota, Metazoa, Arthropoda, Insecta, Hymenoptera, Orussidae. The record is from RefSeq and is a predicted model, not a curated record. Gene Ontology annotation, molecular function: fatty acid elongase activity. Bases 405 to 1457 code for a protein of 350 amino acids. The transcript is spliced from 8 exons.